AUGUAUAAAUCGUCGAAUGAUCAGAUCGGAUAUUAUAUCGAACAAAAACCUUCAUACGAACAAUGCAUUGCUACAGAACGUGCUCCGUACAUGGGCGACUACAUGAAUGCGGCACGAAUGAGCGAUUCAACUGACCAAGGUUACAAUUACGUACCAAAUUCGAGUGCAAAUCAAACGGAUGCAAAUAUUUUAUCGCAACAACAGUCGAAUAUUUAUUACACUUAUAAUAACAGUAAUAUCCCGAAUAACACUCAACCAUGUGCACCUUAUUUUGUUAGCACUGUCCCAGGUUAG
Molecule: messenger RNA, 294 nt
Organism: Anisakis simplex (herring worm)
Lineage: Eukaryota; Metazoa; Nematoda; Chromadorea; Rhabditida; Anisakidae
Source: the annotation of a GenBank genome assembly